AUGCCUGCUGAGGGCCAGCAGAAGCGGCCAGGCAGCCUCCUGUGGCAUCACGGCACAGCAGCAAAGAAACAGUGCCGCAAGUGGAACGGAGAGCAGCAGGAAGAACGACCUGCCCUUGCCAGGAAUCUGCAGAAUCCGUCCACACUGGGAGAUACAGCAGACCUUGAUUGUAGUGGCGGACUUAAAGCCUCAGCUGUUGGUCACAUCAUGCAGCAUGCUGCCAUCUUUCCUGGCUGCGUCGGCCCUGUGGCGCACACACGCGAGACCCCCACGAGGAACAGUGGUAACUUGUGGAUUUCUGCAAAUCGGUGGGCAGGGGCUCGUCGUGAUGUUGUGUCUGGUGGUGAUUCGGUUGGCAGUGGCUGCGCCGUCUUCUCAACCGUCUCACCGGCUGUCUCGCCUGCUGUUUCGCCUUCCGUUUCACCUGCCGCCUCACCUGCUGUCGCACCUGCCAUCUUGCCAGCCGUCCCACCUGCUGUCUCGCCUGCUGCCUCACCUGCCGUCUUCCCUGCCCUCGUCGCUGCUGUGGCAGUCUCACUUCUCCCCCCUACCUCUUCCCGCCUCCCCCUUGCCUUUUCCCCACUCCCUCCUGCGCGAGCACUAGCGUCCGCCCGCCACCGCCCCGCAACUCCAAUAAAAGCCCAUGCGGCUGAAGAAGGAGCCAACGCUGCCAGCACAACCAGCGCGUCCAGCGAUGGGCCUGAAAGUGCUUCCUGCCGCGCUGAGAGCAACGGAUCCGCCAGCAACUUGAACAGUGAUGAGUGCGUCCCUUGGUGCAGUGAUGGGGCGUCUCAGAGCCCCUCCUCCCACCUCCAGGGUGCUGAGUGUGCGGCACACGAGGCUGGCUGUGCCGUGUGGCACCCUGAGGCGGCCAUUCCGGGCCUGCAGCACGCCGCUGUCUUUCCAUGCAGCUUUGGCCCAGAGACGGGUGCUGGGGACAACACACACAACCCGUUUUCCCAACUGCCCGUUUCCCAUUGCCACGACGUCGUUCCUCUGCCAUUUAACCACCCCACUGCACACGCCGACCAUGUUCCAUCCUUUGCCGGCCUUUUGAAUUCCAUAUCACCUGCCUCGCAACUCCACCGGCGUGUUGUCUCCGCCCCUGAAACCUCUGCAGUUUACUCUUCUUGCAACCUCUCGGUUUCUCCAUGCCGUAUAGUGAAGGAAGGGCUGUUGCCUUUGGACGCUCGUGCUCAGCAACAGGAGAAGGAGAAUAGUGGCGCACGUGACCUGUGCUUGGUUUCUUUCUCUGGAAAGACCUGUGUGUUCAAUAGUCCUUCCAUGGGCUCCGGUUGCUCACAGCAGCAGCGGCAGGAGAGGCAGGAGAGGAGAGUGCAAGAUUUGGUUGCACCAGGAGAUGCGUUGUCAGGCCUGAAUGAUGAAUUGCAAUCUGCUGCAAGGCCUGGCAAUCCCGCUGUGUCAGCCAACCCGACAGAGGGUUCUGAGGAUGAUGGGGACCUUGAGGAGCUACAGGACACUGCAUCGUCUUGA
Closterium sp. Naga37s-1 is the source of this 1494-nucleotide messenger RNA. The record is from the annotation of a GenBank genome assembly. Lineage: Eukaryota; Viridiplantae; Streptophyta; Zygnematophyceae; Desmidiales; Closteriaceae.